Molecule: messenger RNA, 852 nt
Organism: Penicillium riverlandense
Lineage: Eukaryota; Fungi; Ascomycota; Eurotiomycetes; Eurotiales; Aspergillaceae
Product: alpha/beta hydrolase
Exons: 1
Coding region: 1-852 (283 amino acids)
Cellular component (GO): cytoplasm; nucleus
Source: RefSeq, a predicted model, not a curated record
AUGGCGCCAAAUCCCUCACCUUCCUCAACACGGCAGCCGCUGAAGCUACUCAUGCUCCACGGCUACACGCAAUCCGGCCCGCUCUUCCACGCCAAAUCCCGCGCCCUGGUCAAGCACAUCCAGAAAGCCUUCCCCACGCACGACGUCAAUGCCGUCUACCCAACGGGGCCCCUGCGUCUUGACCCAACCGACAUCCCCGGCCACGAGCCAUCCAGCAACAAAGAGGAAGAAGCCAAGAUCGAUGCGUAUGGCUGGUGGCGCCGGUCGAACACGGCCGAUCCCCCGCUGUACCAGGGGAUGGAGGAGGGACUCGCAGCCGUGGCGAAAGUCCUGUCUGAAGAAGGCCCCUUCGAUGGCGUGAUUGGGUUCUCGCAGGGCGCGGCGAUGGCGGGCAUGGUGGCCGCGUUGCUGGAGCCAGGGCGGAAGGAGGCCUUUGCGCAUUUUGCGGCGGAGCAGGGGCUGGGGAUGUCUUUUCCCGAAUCCUUCGACCCCAACACACUGCAACACCCGCCGUUCAAGUUCGCGCUUUGCUAUAGCGGUUUCCGUGCGCCGGGGGCCCGAUAUCGUGGGUUCUAUGAGCGUCCGCAUAUCCUAACUCCGGUUCUGCAUGUGCUGGGUUCGUUGGAUGCUGUUGUUGAGGAGAGUCGCAGUCGAGCGUUGAUUGAUGCCUGUUCUGGGGAUCCGGAGAAGGACGGGUUCGUUGUGUGGCACCCUGGUGGCCAUUUCUUGCCCAGUCAGCGGCCGUACCUGGAUGCGGCGGUGCGGUUUAUUCGGGAGCAGCUGGAGCGGAAUAAGGGUAGUGCGGACAAGAAGAAUGAGGAGGAUGUGAAUGAUAUGGAUGUGCCGUUUUAG